Peniophora sp. CBMAI 1063 is the source of this 441-nucleotide messenger RNA. The record is from the annotation of a GenBank genome assembly. NCBI's taxonomy places the organism in Eukaryota, Fungi, Basidiomycota, Agaricomycetes, Russulales, Peniophoraceae.
AUGAGCACUUCAGACGCCACGUUCGCCGACGACGACACACCACCACCACCUUAUCACGACGGUGGUCCCGUCCAGCGACUGCCCUCGUACCGACAGGGGCUUCUGGCGCGUUACCACCCAUAUGGACGAUGCACACCAUCUCUCCUCCAACGGCUACUGCUCACUCCCCAUGCCUACGAAGACUACGAGCCCGCAGAAUACGACGUCGUUGUUGGGAUAUACCCUGGAGUUGAAGAUGAUGCCGCGGCAGGCUCCGCGGUCGUCGUUGGCGAACAUACGAACACGCCUUCUCCGUCUUCGUCUACUAGUGCUCAACAUGUAUCACACGAUGUCACUAGCACGUCUCACAACGCGCUGAGCUCCUCGGCACACGUCGACCGGCCUGUAGCGUCUGCGUCGCGCUCACUCAAGCGCAAGCGCGAUGACAGGCGACGACUUUGA